This is a messenger RNA of Tribolium castaneum (red flour beetle), 3308 nucleotides long. RefSeq lists its product as uncharacterized. NCBI's taxonomy places the organism in Eukaryota, Metazoa, Arthropoda, Insecta, Coleoptera, Tenebrionidae. Gene Ontology annotation, biological process: proteolysis. The record is from RefSeq and is a predicted model, not a curated record. The transcript has 11 exons. Gene Ontology annotation, molecular function: metal ion binding. The coding region runs from base 149 to 3217 and encodes 1022 amino acids.
UGAGUGAUGUGGUGCAAGCUGUCAAAGUAACAAAAUAAUUAGUUUUUUUCUCCCAAAGUGCUCAUAAUCAAUUCCAAAAAGGUGGACAAAUCAAAUCUAGCAAUUUAAGGCUUUCUUGUAGCAAGUUUCAAUUCGAUUGUGCGAAUUCAUGGUAGACCUAACCUGUGCGAUGCCACCUGUGGAUAAAACCCCCCAUGUUCACACCGGCGACUUCGAACUGGUGAACUGUUUGCACGCCUAUUUGAAGGUCCCGGUGUUUGAGUACCGCUCGAAAAACACGGGGCUCACGGUGGUCAUAGUUGAGGUGGAUGGGCCGGUGGUUAAUGGAUACUUCUGUCUAGCAACUGAGGCUUUUGACGACGAUGGCUUGCCCCAUACUCUCGAACACUUGAUUUUCCUGGGGAGUGAGCAGUACCCCUACAAGGGGGUGCUCGAUUUGCUGGCCAAUCGCUGCUUGGCCUCCGGGACAAACGCCUGGACGGACACCGACCACACGUGCUACACCAUGGAGACGGCCGGCAGUGAGGGGUUUUUGGCCCUGAUGCCGAUUUUUCUAGAGCACAUUUUGUAUCCAAUCCUGAGUGAGGAGGGUUUUAUUACUGAAGUUCACCACAUCACGCCCCUGGGUGACGACGCCGGUGUUGUCUACUGUGAAAUGCAAGGGCGCGAGAACACGGCUGAAUCCAGACUGCAUGUCAACUUGGCCAGGGCUAUGUAUCCGGGACGUUGCGGUUAUUCCUCGGAAACCGGCGGAAUUAUGAAAAAUCUGAGAGAGUCCACGACUAAUGAUAAAGUGAAGAACUAUCACAAAGAGUUCUACAGGCCUGAGAAUUUGAAAGUUAUUAUCACAGGGCAGAUUAAGCACGAGGAGGUUUUUAAAGCUUUAGAGACUUUGGAACGGAAGAUACUGACGAAGGGGGAACGCGGCGAUUUUAAGAGACCGUGGCAAAGUCCAGUACCAUCUUUGCAGGAAUCUAAGGAUUUGAUUAUCAAAUAUCCCACUGAUGAGGAGAAUAACGGCGUUUUUUGUAUUGGCUGGAGGGGGCCUUCUGCUGUUACUGAACAGUAUAUGUUGACCGCAGUGUGCAUUUUUCUCAAAUAUCUCACAGAGUUUUCCACUUAUACCUUGCCCAAGGAGUUCAUUGAAAUUGAUGAUCCUUAUGCCAGCAACAUUUCUUUCAACUUUUUGGAAAACGCCGAAUCUUGCAUUUACAUAAUGUUCGAGGACGUACCGCUUAGUAAAUUACCAGAGGUUAAACCAAAACUGCAAGCACUACUGAAGCGCCUUGUUGAUGAAGAAGACAUCAAUAUGGAACGUAUCAAAAGCAUAAUCAAACGCAACAAACUGGAGCACUUGAGCGACAUUGAAAACAACCCCCAUAGCACUUUAGCUUUUAUAAUAAUCGGUCACAUUUUGUACGGAAAUACGAAAGAGGACCUCCAACAAAGGCUCAAUCCAUUGGUCGAUUUAGGCAAGCUUUUGAAAGAACCCAAAUCGUUUUGGGUUUCUUUGAUGAAGAAAUAUUUAGUUGAUAAUAAUUACGUGGCGGUGCAGUGCAUUCCCAGUAAGGACGAACAAAUGAGGAUGGCUGAGGAGGAAGCAAAACGGAUUAAGGAACAGAUUGAUUCUCUGGGUGAAGAAGGGUUGAAGGAAAAGGGGAAGCUAUUGGAAGACGCGGUUACGUUCAAUGGGAGAGACCCACCGGCUGACAUGAUAACAUCACUGCCCAUCCCAAGCCUCAAAACUAUCAAUUUUCACGAUAUUAAGCGAUAUAGAACUGACUUAGACGACAGACAACAGAUCGAUUUAUCCAAAACUAACGUCUACACCUGCUUUGACCACAUAAAAUCCGAAUUUAUUUACUUGUAUGCGUUAUUGGACAGCACAGCCGUUCCGCCAGAACUGCGCAUUUACCUCCCUUUGAUGCUCGAAUCCUUGUUCGAAUCCCCGAUCAGGAAAAACGGGAAACUGAUCCCAUACGAAGAAGUUAUCGAACAGUUGAACAACGACACUGUUUCCUUCAGUUCAAGCAUCGGCUUGGGCUCAAAAUCCCUCUUCAAAUGCGGCCCCUACUCACACACAAUUUCCGUGAUGUUGCAAGUUGAGGUCGCAAAAUACGAAAAGGGGAUCGAAUGGUUGCGCGAUAUUUUAUACAACACUGUUUUUUCAGUCGACCGUUUGAAAAUAAUCGCGGCGAAAAUGAACAAUGCCGUAGCACAGGCCAAAAGAUCAGGCCGGGAUGUCGUAGCUUACGCUAUGCGAGGAUUACGAUUUGUUGAAAACAGUAAUAUUUACAAUAGUGGGGUUCUUUUGCAAAAUAAAUUUUUAACGGAGACUAGUGAAACUCUAGCCAGUGAAAAAUCGGUCGAUUUGUUGGUCACGUGCGAGAAAAUCUGGCAGAUUCUCGUCGAUCCCAAAAAUGUAGUGUUGCAUUUGAUCGGAAAUUUGGACACAAUUCCUGAUGCCACAGAGCCGUUGAGCAAAUUUUUGCCGCCGAAUGUCAGCCCAGUCCAAGAAAAACUCCAUGUCACGCCUGAUCUAAAAUUGAUAAAACCGUCUCACGAGCAGACUUUAACUGGUUGUGUUAUCGGCUUGGGUUGUCUGGAAUCUUCCUUCUUCCAUCAAACUGUUGACAGUAUUUCUUCGUACGAAGACCCGGACUUGCCUGCUUUGAUGCUCUACUUACAGUAUUUGAUACAAGCCGAGGGCCCAAUGUGGAGGCAAAUAAGGGGCAAAGGGUACGCCUAUGGCUACACUAUGAUGGUUAAGCCCCACGAGGGCCUCCUUUAUUUGGUGUUUUCGCGCGCCACCAACGUAGUCGGUGCUUAUAUGGAAGCUAAGGAAAUAAUUUUAAAUCAGAUAAAUAACCAAGAGUGGGAUACUAAUUUGAUCGACUCUGCGAGGAGUUCUCUCAUUUUCGAACUGAUCGAAAAAGAGAAGACUAUAGGGAGUGUGAUUGGAUUAUCGGUCAUUUCCUAUUUCCAGCAAGUUGAUUUUACGUAUAAUAGAACUCUGCUCAAUCUGAUCCACAACGUAACGGUGGAGGAAUUGAAUAAUGUGGGUAAAAAAUAUUUGUUAGCAUUGUUUGACUCUAAAAGAACUAAGACUGCGAUUGUUUCGGUUCCUGCAAAAGCUGAGCAGAUUAAGGAGGCCUUUAGAAGUGUAAAUAUUGAUUUAACCGUGUAUCCAUCUUUGGAGGAGAGUUUCUUGAAAUAAUUAUACAACGAUGUGGAUAACACUUAAAUUAUGAAUGUCCAUACUCACCUUUGGAUGUGUUUAUUUAUUAAAUACAUUUAUCGUAAAACAA